AUGACGCGCGGGGAGCGGAGGGAGGUGCGGGCCCGGCUGCCCGGGGGGGGGGUCGGCCCGCUCCCGCCUCCCGCCCUGCGCCAGGCCGCGGCUCGGCGGGGCAGGCCUAGGCCGCGGGUUGCCAGGCAACGCCUGCGGCGCGUCACUUCCGCCGCCAUGGCCGCCGCCGUGUCGGUGUUCCCGUCGCCGCGGGAGCUGGGCCCGGCGCUGGCGGGGCUGGUGGCCGAGCGGGCGGCGGCGGCCGGGCCCCGGUUCGCGCUGGGGCUGUCCGGGGGGAGCCUGGUGGGGCUGCUGGCCCGGGACCUGCCCCCCGCCGCCGCCGCCGCCGGCCCGGCCCGGUGGCUCCUCGCCGUUUGUGACGAGCGGUUGGUGCCGCGGGAGCACCCGGACAGCACCGCCGGGGCCUACGAGGCCCAGCUGCUGCCGCGGCUGCUCGCCCCGGGGCCGCUCCUGCUCGCCCCCCGCCCGGGGCUGCCGCCCGCCGCCGCCGCCGAGGAGUACGCCGCGCAGCUGCGCCAGGCGCUGCCGGGCCCGGCCGUGCCCGAGUUCGAUUUGCUGCUGCUGGGGGUGGGCCCGGACGGACACACGUGUUCACUCUUCCCCGGCCACGCCCUGCUCCAGGAGAAGGAGAAGAUAGUCGCCGCCAUCACGGACUCGCCGAAGCCGCCGGCGGAGCGGGUGACGCUGACCCUGCCCGUGCUGAACGCCGCGCGGACGGUCGUCUUCGUGGCUACGGGGGAGAACAAAGCCACCGUUUUAAAGCGAAUUUUGGAAGGCGACGAGGAGGAUCCGCUCCCCGCGGCGCGCGUGCGGCCGCGCUCGGGGCGGCUGCGCUGGCUCCUGGACGAGGCGGCGGCCAAGGAGCUGACGGGGCCGGUGGAGAGACACCCCGGCGGGGCGGCGGGACGCGGCCGCUGAGGCCCUGCCGUGCGGAGCGUGCCGGGAUUCUGGGGGUUUAUCCCCCCUUUUUUUUUUUUUUUUUUUUUUGUGUUUCCAUCUCUCUGGACCAAACGCUGCUUUGCCGAACGUGGAUUUCCCCCGCGGUUCGUUCCGGUCGCUGCGUUAUUAAAUACAUUUUCAGGUUU
Tyto alba (common barn owl) is the source of this 1085-nucleotide messenger RNA. RefSeq names its product 6-phosphogluconolactonase (gene PGLS). The transcript is spliced from 5 exons. Gene Ontology annotation, biological process: carbohydrate metabolic process; pentose-phosphate shunt. Gene Ontology annotation, molecular function: 6-phosphogluconolactonase activity. Bases 1 to 918 code for a protein of 305 amino acids. The record is from RefSeq and is a predicted model, not a curated record. NCBI's taxonomy places the organism in Eukaryota, Metazoa, Chordata, Aves, Strigiformes, Tytonidae.